AUGGCAGGUCCAAGACACCCAGUUUCAGCACGUGCCGUAGGCCUGGUGCAGAUGGAACGACACCAGACAUUUGCCUUCUCGGUGCGCUGGUCAGACAACAGUGACUCCUCUGUUCGCAGGAGCUGGGAUGAGUUUGGGUGGCUCCAGAAGAUCCUUAAGAAAACCUUCCCAGUGGAGGCGGGCCUGCUCCACAGAUCUGAACGGAUUCUUCCCAAGCUUCCUGAUGCUCCACUGCUGACGCGUCGGGGGCAUACUGGCCGAGGCCUGGUACGAUUGCGGCUGCUGGACACCUAUGUACAGGCACUGCUGGCAAGCUCAGAGCAUGUAUUGAGGAGCUCAGCACUCAAUGACUUCUUUGCACCCAAACCUCUCGAUCUGGAGCCCAGGCUGCCUCCUGGCAGCCUGGUGAUCCUGCCCACACCAGAGGAGCCCUUAUCCCAACCUGCAAGCAGUCUUGCCAUUAAUAGACUGGAGGCUCAGAGCAUGCGCUGUUUACAGCCUUUUUAUACCCGGGACACAAGAGACAGACCUUUCUACACACAGGCUCAAGAAAUUCUGGACGUAUUACUACGACAUCCUUCAGGUUGGUGGCUGGUGGAGAACAAGGAUCAGCAGACAGCCUGGUUUCCAGCUCCCUACCUGGAGGAGGUAGCUCCAGGCCAGGGCCAGGAGUCAGGCCUGGCUUUGCAAGGCAGUGGGACGCAGUUCUGUGCUACCCAGGCCUAUGAGGGCACUCGUACUGAUGAGCUAUCAGUACCUGCAGGGGCACGGGUGUGUGUGCUGGAAACCUCCGACCGCGGCUGGUGGCUGUGCAGGUACAAUGGCAGGGCAGGCCUGUUCCCUGCGGUGCUGCUGCAGCCUGAAGGGCUGGGCUCCCUCCUGGGCAGGCCAGGGUUCCCAGACAGUGGGAGGGGAGACAAGGUGGCCAAGGACAGGACGGCUCCCCCUGGAGUACCGACUCGCCCCUGUAUGAGUACCAUCCAGAGCCGAUGCUGCACCAUCACCCGCAUGGCACUGGGACAGGAAAAGAGACCCAGGGUCCCCUUUGAGGAUUUGUGUAGCCCUGCAGAGAGAUUUAUUGUCGAUCCCAACCACAGGCAAAGUAGGGAUCUGGACCUGCCAAGGGAACAGGAUAGGGUGGGGCUGGAUGGCUGA
Onychomys torridus (southern grasshopper mouse) is the source of this 1155-nucleotide messenger RNA. RefSeq names its product NADPH oxidase organizer 1 (gene Noxo1). The record is from RefSeq and is a predicted model, not a curated record. The transcript is spliced from 8 exons. Bases 1 to 1155 code for a protein of 384 amino acids. Gene Ontology annotation, biological process: superoxide anion generation. Gene Ontology annotation, molecular function: protein binding; superoxide-generating NADPH oxidase activator activity; phosphatidylinositol binding. NCBI's taxonomy places the organism in Eukaryota, Metazoa, Chordata, Mammalia, Rodentia, Cricetidae.